GUCACUAUACGACAGGCGUCAUUCUAAGAACCAAUGAGAUCGUGCUGUAACGUAUCAAUCGGAACGACCUUCUUGUCCGCGGCUCCUGAAAGGUGGCGUCACCCACAAUGAGCUGGUAGUUGUGGAGAGCUAGAUCAACACUACUGUUAUUUUCCCACGUGCUCUGUUAGCGGAGGCAGUGAUUUCUACAGUGUACAAAUUUCGCCUAGAAUGAUGGAAACCGACUCUUCACAGACCACUUCGGGGAGCCUUAACGAAACCCAGAACGACUUUGGGAAAAUGUUUAUAGGAGGCUUAAGCUGGCAAACAGCUCCAGAGACUCUGAAGGAGUAUUUUGGGAAGUAUGGAGACAUCACAGAAGUAAUGGUAAUGAAAGACCCGUCCACGAGGAGAUCUCGUGGUUUUGGGUUUAUCACUUUUGCUGACCCAAACUCCGUAGAUAAAGUGUUAUCCAAUGGUCCACACGAGUUAGACGGCAAGAAGGUCGAUCCAAAGGUAGCUUUUCCAAAACGGGCACACCCGAAGAUGGUCACAAGAACAAAAAAGAUUUUCGUCGGGGGUCUUUCAGCAUCAACUACUCUGGAAGACGUAAAGAACUACUUUCAACAGUAUGGAUUGGUAAGUACAGUGUCUUAUGUUUGUUAA
This is a messenger RNA of Limulus polyphemus (Atlantic horseshoe crab), 645 nucleotides long. RefSeq names its product RNA-binding protein Musashi homolog Rbp6-like. The record is from RefSeq and is a predicted model, not a curated record. NCBI's taxonomy places the organism in Eukaryota, Metazoa, Arthropoda, Merostomata, Xiphosura, Limulidae. The coding region runs from base 211 to 645 and encodes 144 amino acids. The transcript is spliced from 6 exons. Gene Ontology annotation, molecular function: RNA binding. Gene Ontology annotation, cellular component: cytoplasm.